UCUUGUUCCGUCGUGCGGCAACUUCCAGCAGUAGGCGGCACUUCUCAUUUUGCCGUCUAGGACGCACUCACAGGAACUCGCCAUGACGAUCACCAAGCGCGUACAGAACGAACUUGUCCAGGCGGUGGCACCCGCAGACACGAAGCUGCUGCAGACGCUGCGUAAGAGCUCAACUGUACAGCCCAGCAAGACCAAGGCGCGCUCUGCCGCCGAGCGCAACAAAGGCAAAGCCUGGACAUGCGACGAGCACGAGCGUUUCCUCGUAGCACUGGAAAAGUUCCCGUCCGGGCCCUGGAAGGCCAUCGCAGACUUCGUGGGCACCAAAGACUCGCGUCAGACUAUGACGCAUGCGCAGAAAUACCGUCAAAAGCACGAGCGACAGCAACGCGGCUUGCGCAAGAAGAACAAGGCCAAGAAGGCUACUCAGCGGGCCGUAGUGGCUGAUACAGUAGCGAGUCUGCAGCCUCAGAUCGACGUUGCAAUGGUCGAGGCGACAGACUUUUCAGUAUUCGAAGCGCCGCCGCCGACGCUGACGAAACAGCAGUCUGACUCGCCCCGCUCGGCGGAUGAGGCUGUCAAUAUUGAUCCGUUCGCGCCUGUUGUGGCCGACGAGUCGCUGUUCUCAUUGGCACUAGACGCUGGUGCUACAUGGCUGAAUGGCAAAAGCGAUAGCGAUCUCAUGGAGAUCUUCGCGGAGUAUAACGAGCCUGUCACUGAUGCAGCGUGGCCGCAGAUGUGGAGCACGAACUCGCUUGAGGAGAUGGUGGCGUCCUGCUCACAGCUUGACUUCCUCGGGGAGAGCUAAGCCGAAGAAGGACGGAUGCACGACUGGCGGUGGAUGCACAUACUAAAGUUAUCUCUUUAAUUUAUCUUUACCAUAAACAAUUAGGCAAAUAUACGUAAGUUUGAGUGUUGCUGUAGUAUUAAUAACAAGAACGCAAUGAAUCAUGUUACUUGAAACAUUCUCGACACUUUGUGUUAAAAAUGCAACGAUAGAAAAAUGAAAACGUAUCGUAAAAAAACGUCAA
Phytophthora nicotianae INRA-310 is the source of this 1028-nucleotide messenger RNA. RefSeq lists its product as hypothetical. The coding region runs from base 83 to 805 and encodes 240 amino acids. Gene Ontology annotation, molecular function: DNA binding. Lineage: Eukaryota; Oomycota; Peronosporomycetes; Peronosporales; Peronosporaceae. The transcript has a single exon. The record is from RefSeq and is a predicted model, not a curated record.